AUGGCUCGCGUCUACGCCGACGUAAACCAGCACAUGCCUCGUGCAUACUGGGACUACGACAGUGUCAACAUCUCCUGGGGUGUCUUGGAGAACUAUGAAGUCGUUCGCAAGAUUGGUGCGCCUGCUCGUAUGCUUGCUGCANGUCGCGGAAAGUACUCAGAAGUCUUUGAGGGCAUCAACGUCGUCAACUACCAAAAAUGCGUCAUCAAGGUUCUCAAGCCUGUCAAGAAGAAGAAGAUCAAGCGUGAGAUCAAGAUCCUCCAGAACCUAAGCGGAGGCCCGAACAUUGUGGGUCUGCUCGAUGUUGUUCGUGACAGCCAGAGUAAGACGCCCUCGCUCAUCUUCGAAUAUGUCAACAACACCGACUUCCGAAGCCUGUACCCAAAGUUCGCCGAUUACGAUGUCAGAUACUACAUCUUCGAGCUGCUCAAGGGCAUCAUGCACCGCGACGUCAAGCCUCACAACGUUAUGAUCGAUCACGAACAGAAAAAGCUGCGUCUGAUCGACUGGGGUCUUGCCGAAUUCUACCACGCCGGAACAGAGUACAACGUCCGCGUCGCUUCGCGUUACUUCAAGGGUCCUGAACUUUUGGUUGAUUACCAGGAGUACGACUACUCGCUCGAUAUGUGGUCUCUAGGCGCCAUGUUUGCUUCCAUGAUCUUCCGCAAAGAGCCCUUCUUCCACGGCAACAGCAACUCCGACCAGCUUGUCAAGAUCGCCAAGGUUCUGGGUACUGAAGAUCUCUUCGACUACCUCGACAAGUACGACAUCGAGCUUGACGCACAGUACGACGACAUCCUGGGCAGAUUCCCCAAGAAGAAUUGGCACAGCUUCGUCAACGCAGACAACCAACGCUUCGUCAGCAAUGAUGCUAUUGACUUCCUAGACAACCUUUUGAAGUACGAUCAUCAGGAACGAUUGACUGCCAAGGAGGCUAUGGCUCAUGCCUACUUCAACCCUGUCAGAACAGCUGCUGCAAACUCAGGCUCUUCAUGA
Messenger RNA from Aureobasidium musti, 996 nucleotides. Lineage: Eukaryota; Fungi; Ascomycota; Dothideomycetes; Dothideales; Saccotheciaceae. The record is from the annotation of a GenBank genome assembly.